This is a messenger RNA of Gossypium raimondii (Peruvian cotton), 3571 nucleotides long. RefSeq lists its product as uncharacterized. The record is from RefSeq and is a predicted model, not a curated record. Bases 230 to 3352 code for a protein of 1040 amino acids. Gene Ontology annotation, biological process: regulation of exocytosis. Gene Ontology annotation, cellular component: plasma membrane; cytoplasm. Gene Ontology annotation, molecular function: myosin II binding; syntaxin binding; GTPase activator activity. The transcript has 24 exons. Lineage: Eukaryota; Viridiplantae; Streptophyta; Magnoliopsida; Malvales; Malvaceae.
UAACGUUAAUAAUAAAAAAGAAACAAAACUCGUCUUGAUUUGUCCGCUUUGAAGAAACUGUAAUCAACCGUCCCUCCCCUCACCUGACCUCAUCAAUCACCUUUCUAGGAAGCUUUUAAAAGUCGGUUAUCUCAAAGCAGAAUUUGGAGUUACAUACACUUUACUUCUGCAAUUGGCCUUGGGAUUCAAACGCUGUUGUUGGAUUAGGAAGAAGCAAGCAGGAGAAUCCAUGUUUGUUAAUGUGAAGAAGCUGCUAGUGGAGAAGGCUUCUAUUUCCAAGAAGCCUGGAGUGAAUUCUGAUGGUUUGAAAGCUAGUGAUGUGGACCCACAUUUGGUAUUUCAUUACGGGAUCCCAUUGGGUUGUUGCAUGUUUGCUUAUGAUUCCAUUCAAAAGAUACUUGCAAUAUCUACUACGGAUGGCAGAAUUAAACUCUUUGGGAAAGAUAACUCUCAAGCUCUACUUGAAUCUGAUGACACAGUUCCAAGCAAGUUUUUGGAGUUCGUCCAGAAUCAAGGCAUCCUACUAAAUGUAAAUCUCAAGAACCAUAUCGAGGUUUGGGACUUGGAAAGGAGGCUCUUGUCUCAUGUACAUGUCUUUAAAGAAGAAAUUACUUCUUUCACAGUUAUGCAAGCUGGUCCCUACAUGUAUGUUGGAGAUUCUGAAGGCAACAUCAAGGUUUUUAAGAUUGAACAAGAAGUCUGCCAUGUUAUGCAAAUGAAAUACACUAUACCUUUCUCAGCUUCUCAUGGAAAUCCAACGGAAGUUUUAGCUGAUAGGGCUGUUAUCUCCAUACUUCCUCAGCCAACAGGUGAAAGCAAAAGAAUUCUUAUAAUAUUUAAAGACGGCUUUAUGACUUUGUGGGAAAUUAGAGAAUGCAAAUCUAUUUUGGUUACUGGUGGAAGUAUGUUCCAAUCAGUACAUAAUGAAGCAAAACAUGUGACUUCUGCAUGCUGGGUGUGCCCUUUUGGUAGUAAAGUUGCUGUUGGUUACGAUAAUGGAGAAGUUCUCAUAUGGAGCGUUCCUACCUCAAAGCAAUCUGAAAUUGGUAUUCAAAAUACUCCCAUUUGUAAACUCAUUCUUGGAUUUAAAUCAGAAAAAACACCAAUAGCAUCUUUAAAAUGGGCUUAUGCUGAUGCAAAAGCCACUCGAUUGUAUGUCAUGGGUGCCUCUGAUGUAGCCUCCACAAGCCUGCUGCAGGUAGUCUUAUUGAACGAGCAUACUGAAACUCGCACAAUUAAACUUGGGCUUCAUUUGUCUGAGCCUUGUUUGGACAUGAUGAUCACUUUAAGUACUACUGAGCAAAGCAAAGUUAAACAAGAUCUUCUCCUUCUGAUUGGCAAAUCAGGAAAUAUGUAUAUGUAUGAUGAUUGCUCAAUUGAGAAGUAUCUUCUGCAAUGCCAAUCAAGAUCUCCACCCUCCCUCCCAAAGGAGGUAAUGGUAAAGAUGCCAUUUGUAGAUUCAAGCAUCACCAUAGCAAAACUCAUCACUGACAACCCUUAUGCAUUAAGUUCGGAUGAGGAUUACAUUCUAGUUGUCAAGGAUAUUCCAUCACUUGUUCCCUUGGAGACAAAGUCAAAAGAUGGAGGUCAUUCAAACCCGUACCAAUUUAGUGGAUUUGGGAAGAUAAAAAAUCUGUACAUAACUGGACACAGUGAUGGAGCCAUCAACUUUUGGGAUAUAUCAUGCCACUUUCCUAUACCAAUUCUGUCAUUAAAGCAACAGAGUGAAGAUGAUUUUUCUUUAAGUGGUAUACCAGUGACCGCACUAUAUUUUGAUGGAAACUCUAGGAUUAUCAUUUCUGGUGACCAGAGUGGAACGGUCCGCUUCUUUAAGUUUAAGCCAGAGCCAUAUACAGCAGAAAACAGUUUCAUAUCUUUCCAAGGAAGCACAAAGAAAAGGAAUAAUCAUAUCCAGGGUGUAAAGGUCAUUAAGGUUAAUGGUUCUGUACUCUCUUUAGCCAUAUGCCAGAACACAAGACAUGUUGCCAUUGGAAAUGACCAUGGAGAUGUUUCACUUGUUGACACUGAAGGUCUCAAUAUCAUAUUUCAAAGUCAUAUUGCAAGUGAUAUCAGUCCUGGCAUCAUCUCGAUGCAGUUUAAAACCUGCAGUCUGCAAAAUUUUGAGAAGAAUGUUUUGGUGGUUGCAACAAAGGAUUCAUCAGUUUUGGCCUUCGAUAGUGAUUCUGGGAACAUGCUGAGUGCUAGCAUGGUUCAACCCAAGAAACCCUCAAGAGCACUAUUUAUGCAUAUAUUGGAUUGGCAGGAUAUAGCAGUUAGAGGAGCAAAUUUAUCGACUGGUAGUCCUAUUGAGGAAGGCAUACAAAAGCAAUCUUUCAUACUCGUAUGCUCUGAGAAGGCUGCAUAUGUCUAUUCCUUGACUCAUACCAUUCAGGGAGUCAAAAAAGUUCACUACAAGAAGAAGUUUCAUUCCACUUCUUGCUGCUGGGCAUCAACCUUUUAUACUGCUUCUGAUGUUGGCCUUAUGCUCCUUUUCACUAGUGGAAAAGUUGAAAUAAGAUCCUUGCCAGAAUUAUCCUUGUUCAAGGAAACUUCAAUCAGAGGUUUCAGAUAUUCUGCACCAAAACCAAAUUCAUUAUCUGAUAGCUCAAUGUGCUCUUCAAAUUCUGGAGAUGUUGUAAUGGUGAAUGGUGAUCAAGAAUUCUUCAUUCUCUCAGUUCUGCUCCAGAGGAAUUUGGACUUUAUCAGCCGUGUCUAUAGGAAAGAUCUAAUGCUUACUCAGGAAGUGCCUGCCUCUGGAGCCACAGUUCAGAAGGAAAAGAAAAAGGGACUUUUUGGCUCUGUCCUCAAAGACAUAACUGGCAGUAAAAAGCAUGCACCUGAAAUGGAAACAGAAGAUACUAAAGAAAGUAUUGAAGAGCUUUCUACCAUCUUUUCGACUGCUAAUUUUCCAUGCGAGGUUGAGAAUAAAGAUAACCAGGCUGUGGAUGAGGAUGAAAUAGACUUAAACAUAGAUGAUAUUGAUCUUGAUGAUCCUGGAGAGAAACCCAAAGAACAGAAUAUCCUAGCAACUCUUAAUAAGCAUAAACUUAAAUUUCAGGCUUUUACAGCAGGUAAGCUGAAGCAGAUGAAGGUUAAAAAUGAGAAACCCAUCACCAAAGAAGAGCAGCAGAAAGAUGAGAAGUCCAGUGCUGUUGAUCAAAUCAAGAAAAAAUAUGGGUUUUCUUUGCAAGGUGAAUCAAGUGCAGCUAAAAUGGCAGAAAGCAAGCUGCAGGAAAAUUUGAGAAAGUUGCAGGGAAUCAGCUUGAAGACUACAGAGAUGCAAGAUAAUGCUAAAUCAUUCUCUUCCAUGGCAAGAGAACUGCUGCGCACUAAAGAACAAGAAGACAAAUGAUAUCUCCUAUAUAGCAUAUAAUAUUGUUUUGGAUUAAAAAGGUUUGAUUUUUUACAUAUAUGUCCAUGUUUGUAUAGCAGUGAAAAUCAAGAGUACUUGACUGAAGUGAAAUAUUAUCUUUUCUUUUCUUUUCUUUUCUUUUUUAGGGUAUUCAUUUUGUUCAUAGGAUACACUUUAAGACUUCAAAGGAAUGUAUUUGUGCACCUUUUCCUUUCCUUA